GCCGAAAAAUCUUUCCGCUUCGUAGUCUGACAAAGUGCCGGGCUUAGGAUUUUGUGUUCGGGUUUCAAUUUGAGUUCAUGGAUAUUGUUAAAAUAAAUGCUGAAAGUGUUAACAACUUGUUCAUUUCGAAACAUUCGACGUUGCUACUCCAAACAAAAUUUUGAUGCAUUUGAAAUGAAAUAUUUAAAUGUUGCAGAGAAAAAUGAUGCUGCAAAAACAAUUGCAGGACAAUUGUCAAAUGGAACAGCGCGAAGACGCGAAGGAUACUCUGUCUACAACAAAAUAUACGAAUUCGAAGCUACCGUUAAAGGGACAAAGUGUAAAAUGGUGAUGACAUCCGUAUCGGGCCAUCUUUUGCAAUUGGAGUUUCUAAAUUCAUAUCGUAACUGGCAAAAUGUGGACCCAGAAAGUCUAUUUGAUGCUCCUAUUCGCAAAGGUUGCAAUGAACAAUAUCAACCUAUAAAAAGGACGAUAGAAAGAGAGGUUCGAAGUUGUCAAGGGCUUAUUAUAUGGACAGAUUGUGAUCGCGAGGGUGAAAAUAUUGGUUUUGAAAUAAUCGACGUGUGCCGCGCUAUUAAGCCUAAUAUUGUUGUAUAUCGCGCAAUAUUUUCUGAAAUCACAGGGACUGCGGUGAAAAGAGCAUUACAAAAUCUAACUGCUCCAGACAAAAGGCAAAGCGAUGCAGUAGACGUUCGCACUGAAUUAGAUUUGAGAACUGGAGCCGCAAUUACACGAUUUCAGACAAUGCGAUUACAGAGAAUUUUUCCUGAAAAAAUAUCCGAUAAAUUAAUAUCAUACGGAAGCUGUCAAAUACCAACUUUAGGAUUCGUUGCUGAGCGAUACAAAGAAAUUGAGGCAUUUGUGUCGGAACCCUUUUGGAAGAUAAAAGUAACCCAUACUAUAAAUGAUUUAACUGUGGAAUUUAUUUGGGCUCGUAAUCGCCUUUUUGACAAGCAGGAUUGUGAAGAUUAUUACUUACUUUGUGUAUCUAAUCCUAAAGCUACUGUGGAAAGGGUUACAGUUAAACCGAAAAAUAAGUGGAGACCAACACCAAUGGAUACGGUUGAAUUAGAAAAAUUGGGGUCAAGAAAAUUGAAACUUUCUGCCAAAGAAGUAAUGACAAUUGCAGAGAAACUCUAUACAAAAGGUAUUAUCAGUUAUCCUCGCACUGAAACUAAUAUGUUUUCUAAAGAGAUUGAUCUACGCUCAAUUGUGCAACAACAAACGCAACAUGGAGUGUGGGGCUCGUUUGCAGAACGUGUCAUGGAAUGGGGACCAAACCCCAGAAAUGGUACGAAAUCUGAUCAGGCUCAUCCACCGAUCCAUCCCACAAAAAUGGUCAAUGAUUUAAGUGGAAAUGAAGGUAAAGUCUAUGAAUUGAUAUGUCGCCAUUUUUUGGCGUGUGUUAGUAAAGAUGCUGUCGGCUCCGAAACUAUUGUUUACAUAUCAAUAGAGGGUGAGAAGUUUUCAGCCAACGGUUUGGUAAUAUUUGUGCGAAACUACCUUGACGUAUACAUAUACGAUAAAUGGAAUGCCAAACAAAUACAUAAAUACGAAGAAGGCCAAGUCUUCGAGCCAACCGAAAUAACAAUGCCUGAAGGGCACACCACAGCACCACCUCUUUUAACUGAAGCAGACCUAAUUGCUUUAAUGGAAAAACAUGGAAUUGGCACAGACGCAACACACGCAGAACAUAUUAAUACCAUCAAAGAAAGGGGAUAUAUUGGGGUUGUGGACAAUGGAUCCCUGGUGCCUGGAGUCAUAGGAAUGGGCUUAUAUGAGGGUUAUGAUGCUAUGGAAUUGGCACUUGCGAAACCAAUGUUGAGAGCUGAAUUUGAAAUGGAUUUAAAAAAGAUCUGCUUGGGCGAAAAAGAUCCAAAAACAGUUCUCAGAGAACAAAUUACAAAGUAUAAACAAGCUUACAAACAAAUAACGGAUAAAAUUAAAGCAAUGGAUGAAAAAAUGGCGCAACGAAUCGAUGAAACGCCAAAAGAGCGAAACAGUAGCAUCCAGGGAUCGGAAAAUGGAGUAGAUCCCAGUUACAAACCAAUACAGGAAAUAUUUAAAUGUCCUAAGUGUUCAAUUGCGCCCAUGGCAUUGAAACAGAAGAAUAAUAAACCUGGUCAUUUUAUUGGCUGUCUCAAUUAUCCCAACUGUAAAAAUUGUAUCUGGUGGCCAGAUGAAUGCAAGGAUCCUUCAGUUUUGGAUGAACACUGCCCAAAAUGUGGAUCCGAGUAUAAACUAAUAAAAAUGCGAUUCACUCUACCCUAUCACAGAACAUUGUUCAAUAGUCCAAGUGGUUGGUAUGAAACUUGUUUGCUUUGUGAUGUGCAAUUCCGCAAUACAUUUAAUAUAAAUACGGACUGUGUUAAACGCACAGGCCCAAUAGUCGGUGACACACCAAUAAAUUACGGCGCAGUCAACUCACUGCCUUCUACGAAUGCAAGGAAACCUAAAAAAGCUUCUAAAACUAUUGCCAAAGAUGAAUCAGCCACUAUCUCCAACACUAAAAAAACAAAUGCAACGACAACAAAAAGAACAAAUAAUAAAAAAACCAAAGUCCCCUCCGUCAGAUCAUAUUUUACAUCUGCUGAAUUGUCAACUUCUCCGAAUCCAGCCGCAAGUAAAGAUUAUGAUGGAUUUUUCGAUAACAACGAUGAAUUUGAAGAAUUUAUACUAAGAGCGGAAGCAAAUACACAACAAUUACCCGCCACAGAUAAUUUAAAUUCCAAUUAUACAGCUAUGGCUGAAUUUCCUCCACUAGAAUCCGGUCUUUCCCAUAAUGUAGCGGAUGUGUUGAAUGACGACGAUGACGAUUUGUUUGCCAGUAUCCCUAUGGACUAUACAACAAUAUCUAAACAAAACACGGCUAGCCGAGAAAUAAAUGCAACUGACUCCGUUCAAUCGGAAAACUGGUUAGAUGACAGCUUUUCAGCUGUAUUUAACAAUGAUAAUGAUUUCGGUAACGAUUACGUUUGGGGUAGUGCAGCAAAAAAUGCAAAAAUUUCUGAAAACUCUAAUUUAUCGAGACCAAUUGUAAAGAGACAAAAAUUACAGAAUGAAGAGUCAGACGAUUGGGGUUCAGGCGCGAGGUCUACAUUUCCUGCAGCGGAUGACAAUGUUGUUAAAUGUAGUGGUUGUCAUUUAGAUGCAAAAGAGUUAUGUGUUAAAAAAGACGGCCCCAAUAAGGGACGUAUGUUUUACGUAUGCCCGAAAACUAAUCCCUGUAAAUUUUUCCAAUGGUCUGAUGAUAUUAAUGUAAAUCGUAACGAUUUGGUGACAACCUCUUCUGAUUGGGGAUAUGGCGUGGAAAAUGAUGGAUCCUGGAAGUCUAAUGAACAGGCAACCGUAAAUUGUAAUUGUAAUCAACCAGCCAAAAACUUGACUGUUCGCAAGGAUGGCCCCAACAAAGGUCGAAGUUUUUAUGCUUGUUCGAACCGCGACAGCUCAUGUGGAUUCUUUCAGUGGAUUGAUGAAAACGCCGAUCAAGAAGACUUUUCGUGGGGUAGUGGAUCCUCGACGUCGUCAAAAAGGAAAUCAACUAAAACGGAUGUGGGAACAACAAAAGGCCGUAAAUGUGGUCUAUGCCGACAGGAAGGACAUAGUCGACCUAAAUGUCCGCGCAAAUCUGAAUUUUAAAUUUAGUUGUCAUGAAAUCAAUAUUAAAGGUUGCUUAACAUAUUUGUUUAUGUUUCAAAAUGUAUAUAAUGAAGUACAAUAUACAAAAUCUUGCUGGUUUUCUGGCAGGUCAAUAGCUUUUUUA
Musca domestica (house fly) is the source of this 3763-nucleotide messenger RNA. It is a transcript of the gene Top3alpha, whose product is annotated as DNA topoisomerase 3-alpha. Gene Ontology annotation, biological process: DNA topological change. The record is from RefSeq and is a predicted model, not a curated record. Gene Ontology annotation, cellular component: chromosome; nucleus. Bases 97 to 3639 code for a protein of 1180 amino acids. NCBI's taxonomy places the organism in Eukaryota, Metazoa, Arthropoda, Insecta, Diptera, Muscidae. The transcript has 8 exons. Gene Ontology annotation, molecular function: DNA topoisomerase type I (single strand cut, ATP-independent) activity; DNA binding; zinc ion binding.